AAAAAAAAAAAAGAAUAAAUGGAAAGGAUGAAAGAAACCAAGAAGGACUGUUCUUUACUUCCUUUUAAUUUCACUUUAAUCCCUUCAUCAAUCAGUUAUUAUUAUUCUUUUGUUUUCUUCUCUCCUAAUUAUCAUUAUUAUUGGUAUUGGCUACACCUCUCUUUCUCUCUCUGUAUCUAUAAAUGUUAUCCAUCAUGUUAUUCGCUCGAUUUUACCUCAAAUUCUCUCUCUUGGUUUCUUCGGUCUCACGGCUGUGUUAGGGAGAGAAAAAUCUUGCAGUUUUAGAGAGAAAGAGAGGGGGAAAGUUUGUGUAUUUGUGAUUUUUUACGAAGCCCUAGAAUUUUUGUGAGCUGUGAUUGAUUUUGCAAUGGAGGCUGGUUCGGAAGAGGAAGAGAACAAUAGAAUCAGCGGCGGAAGUCCUUCUGAGGCUCCGAAGAAGCCCAAACGCCAGAUGAAAACGCCGUUCCAAUUGGAAACCCUAGAAGAAACCUAUGCAAUGGAGACGUACCCAUCGGAGGUAACGCGGGUCGAGCUAUCAGAGAAAUUGGGGUUAACAGACCGGCAAUUGCAGAUGUGGUUUUGUCAUAGAAGGUUGAAGGACAAGAAGGAGAGAGAGGCAAUGGCAAUGAAGCCGCAAGCUUCUGGGAUGGUAGGGAAGAAGGGGUUGUGGGACACUCCCAUAGGUGAGCUGGGGGUGACUGAGCCGGGUAGUGAUCACAGCUCAGGCUCUGGCUCGCACUCGGGCUCGGGGUCGAGGUCGGGGUCUGGUUCAGGUUCAAGGCCGAGUCAGUUUGAUUAUGGUGAUGAUUUGCUAAACGUGCCACAGAGGUACCCUGAGCCAAUUGAUUAUGGGGAAAAUGUGCCAAUGGUGCCAAAGAGGUAUAAUGAGCCUCUUUAUUACGGGGAUGAUUUACCAGUGGUGACAAAGAGGUACCAUGAGUUGCCACAUUACGGAAUCCGUAGGGUGAUUGCUUGUGUGGAAGAGCAAUUGGGGGAGCCAAUAAGAAAAGAUGGGCCAAUUCUUGGGAUGGAGUUUGAUGAACCACCACCUGGUGCGUUUGGGGCUCCUAUAGUGAUGGCAGAGCAUCAGCGCCAGUCUGGGCAUUCUUAUGACGGCAAAUUAUUCCAGCAAUAUGAUGCCAAGCCAAUCAAAGCUGCAAUGAGUGGUCUCCGUGAACCUGCUGAGCCCAGUAUAAGAUCUGAUGCCUAUGGACGAGCUGCCCCAUCUUACUUAAAUGAUUCGGCUAUUGAUGGCCCUAGUUCCAAAACUUUACCAUAUUUGCAAGGAAAUGGGGAAGUGUCAAGGGGAUAUGGUGUCCAAGAUCAGGUAUUAAGUGUGAGUCCAUUGUCUCAACAAAGCAAGCAGGGAUUAUUUUCAUCUUCUCCAAUGAAUAAUGACUCUCUUCCACAUAAUGAAGAUGUUUUUCGGAUGGAAAGGAAGCGCAAGAGUGAUGAUGGUAGAAUUGGAAAAGAAGUUCAAGCUCCUGAGAAAAGGAUCCAGAAAGAGCUAGAGAAACAAGAUCUUUUGAGGCGAAAGAGAGAGGAGCAAAUGAGGAAAGAAAUCGAGAAACAAGACCGUGAAAGGCAGAAAGAAGAGCAGAGGAUGAUCCGAGAAAAGCGGCGGAUGGAGGAGAGAUGUCAGCGGGAGGAAAGACGUGAAAUAGAACGGAGGGAAAAGUUUUUGCAGAAGGAGCUUUUGAAGGCUGAGAGAAGCAGACAGAAAGAAGAGCUUCGCAAAGAGAAGGAAGCAGUGAGAAUCAAAGCUGCUGUUGAGAGAGCAACAGCACGCAGAAUUGCUAAAGAAUCUAUGGAGGUAAUUGAGGAUGAGCGUUUGGAACUCAUGGAAUUGGCUGCUACAAAGAAAGGGUUACCCUCAAUUAUUUCACUCGACUAUGACACUUUGCAAAACCUUGAAGCAUUCAGAGAUUCCUUGUCUGCAUUCCCUCCUGAGUCUGUGCAAAUGAAAAAUCCAUUUGCAAUUCAACCAUGGAUUGAUUCAGAGGACAACAUUGGGAACCUUCUCAUGGUUUGGAGGUUCUGUAUAACUUUUGCUGAUGUUCUUGGUCUUUGGCCAUUUACUUUAGAUGAAUUUGUUCAAGCUCUUCAUGACUAUGAAACGAGAUUGUUGGGUGAAAUACACAUUGCUCUUCUGAAAUUGAUUAUAAAAGACAUUGAAGAUGUUGCAAGGACCCCUUCCAGUGGAUUUGGAACAAAUCAAUAUACUGCUUCCAAUCCAGAAGGUGGACAUCCUGACAUUGUUGAAGGGGCAUAUUUAUGGGGUUUUGACAUCCGUAGCUGGCAGAACCACUUGAAUCCACUGACAUGGCCUGAAAUAUUACGGCAGUUUGCACUAUCAGCGGGAUUUGGACCGCAACUGAAGAAAAAGAGUACAGAAAGGGCAUGCUUGCAUGAUAAUGAUGAGGAUAAAGGUUGUGAAGAUAUAGUUUCCAAUAUACGUAAUGGUUCAGCUGCUGAAAAUGCAGUUAUGAUCAUGCAAGGAAAAGGAUUUUCCCUUCAGCGCAGAUCCAGGCAUCGGUUGACACCUGGAACAGUCAAAUUUGCUGCUUAUCAUGUUCUUUCUCUUGAAGGAAUCAAAGGCCUAACGGUUAUAGAACUUGCAGACAAGAUUCAGAAAUCUGGACUUCGUGACCUAACAACAAGCAAGACUCCAGAGGCCUCUAUUUCUGUUGCUUUGUCAAGGGAUCCAAUACUUUUUGAAAGAAUAGCUCCUUCAACGUAUUCCGUACGUCCUGCUUUUAGAAAGGAUCCUGUCAAUGCUGAGGUAAUACUUUCAGCAGCCCGAGAGAAGAUUCAGAGGUAUGUCAAUGGGUUUGCAACUGUGGAAAAUCCUGAUGAUGUUGAAAGAGAUGACGACUCUGAAUGUGAUGUUGCUGAGGGUGCUGAAGUGGAUGAUAUGGGUACUCCAUUGAAUGCAAACAAAAAUGGUGCUAAUUGCAAUGAAGUUAGCACUUGUUCAGGGGAUGGAAAAAAUAAUAUCUCUGAGGAUGUUGCUCUAAAUCUGAAAAAUGAAUUUGAUAGUGCAGGCAUUGCUGAAAGUUAUCCUGGCCCAGAAAGUACAGAGAUUGAUGAAAGCAGAUCAGGUGAACCAUGGGUUCAAGGACUUACUGAAGGAGAAUAUUCUGAUCUGUGUGUUGACGAGCGUCUCAGUGCCCUUGUUACCUUAAUUGGUGUCGCAAAUGAAGGAAACUCGAUCCGUGCUGUUCUUGAGGAUCGUUUGGAUGCAGCCAAUGCAUUAAAAAAGCAAAUGUGGGCAGAAGCACAUCUAGAUAAAAGGCGUAUAAAAGAUGAUAGUGUAACAAAGUUCCAUGAUUCUUCGUUUACGGCUGCAGCAGAGUGCAGCCAAAGCCCAUUAACUGUUGUUGAUAAUAAAAGUUACGAGGCAUCUAUUAGCACUGCAGCGAAGGAAGAGCCUUUAACUGGGGCAGAUAAUUUUCAGAAUCACCACAACGGUUUACCUGCUGAAAAGGGCUUGGUAGUAGAUGAUACCUCCAAUGGUCAGAUUACUUCCUCAAUUCAGCAAAAUGGAUACACAGCGGAAAGGUCACGCUUGCAGUUAAAGUCUUUCAUUGGUCAGAGAGCUGAAGAGACAUUUGUAUACAGGUCCUUACCUCUGGGUCAAGAUCGAAGAUGUAAUCGUUAUUGGCAAUUUGUUGCAUCUGCUUCGAGACAUGAUCCUGGUUCUGGCAGGAUCUUUGUUGAAUCACCUGAUGGCUACUGGAGGCUUAUUGAUUCUGAAGAGGCAUUUGAUACUCUCUUGAUGUCUUUGGAUACACGUGGAAUUAGGGAAUCUCAUUUGCACUUUAUGUUGCAAAAAAUUGAGACGUCCUUUAAGGAAAAUGUUCAGAGGAACUGGCAGUGUGCUAAAGUUGUGGGCAAAGGUGGAAAUAGUGUUGGAAAUGAAGCUGCUGAAAAGGAUUCUAGUCCUACUAGCACUACUGAUGCUGACAGUCCUCGCAGUGCAGUGUGUGGUUCGAAUUCGGACACAUGUGAACCUUCAUCUUCUUUCAAAAUCGAGCUUGGGAGGAAUGAGACUGAGCAAAAGAAUGCUUUGAUAAGAUAUCAAGAUUUGCAGAUGUGGAUGUGCGAAGAAUGCUUUAAUUUGUCAACCUUAUGGGCCAUGACAUAUGGGAAGAAAAGAUGCAUGCCGCUAUUGAGAAUUUGUGAUUUCUGUCUUGAUACACGUAUUUUUGAAGAGGAGCUAUGCCCUUCGUGCCGUCGGUCAUGUGAAACCUUUAAUGAUAACAAAAGUAUUCCAGAACGAAUGAGCGGUUGGGAGGAGAAAAAAGUUGAUAUCAAGAAUUUAAUAGUUUCAGAUUCUUCCCGUCCCUUGAGAAUCCGGUUGCUCAAGGCCCUGUUUACUUUUCUAGAGGUUUCUGUUCCAUCCGAGGCUUUUGAAUCUUCCUGGACAGAAAACUUUAGGAGGACUUGGGGCUUAAAGCUGCACAGUUCAUGGUCCACUGAGGAUCUUCUGCAGAUUUUGACUCAGUUUGAGGGUGUCAUAAAACGUGAUUGUUUAUCAUCAAACUUCGAAACAACAGAGGAAUUGUUGGGAUCCUGUGCUUUAUCAGGAAGAUCUAUGUGUGACUCUGCUCCUCCUGGUUCCGUUCCUCAUCUUCCAUGGAUACCACAAACCACUGCUGCUGUGGCUCUGAGGCUUUUGGAGCUUGAUGCCUCCUUGUCCGAUAUCCUAGAUCAGAAAGAUGAGCCUCAAAAUAAAAAUAAAGUCGAAGAUAUUACAGUUGAGAAGCUUCCUUCAACACACAUGUAUUUGAAGAAUGUCCGAAAGGUUGAACCAACAGAUUUGGACCACGGUGAACACAUAGAAGAAGAGAAGUGGAAUGGCCUGGGUAGCAUACCUGGCAGCUCUAGAUGUAGACAAGUGGUUCGUGGGCGAGGAGGUGGUCGCACUCGUGGGCGAUGGAAGAAAAGAGUUGCUGGUUCCACAUUGGAAUCUGGCAGGCAAAGUGUUAGGGACAACAAGACACUAAGUCAAGUUCUAAUGCAGCAGGUGCAAAGAACAGGUGGACAGAGGCAUGGAAGGGGUCGCCGGACUGUGAGGAGGAGGAGAACAGAGAAGGUCAUUGAGGAGACACAGGGGGGUCAUUUGGUUGAUGAUAAGAGAAGCCCUAAUAGUGCUGAGGAAUCACCAAGAAACUCUGGUGGGCAAGAAUGGAUUGGUGAAGAAAUUGAACAGGUUCAAAUCGAGGAUGAUGGUAAUAGUACUGAAGAAAGUGAUUCCAGCGACAAUAACAAUGCAAUCAACUAUAAGUUUGUGAACUGGGGACCAGGUUUAGAUGUAGCUUCCAAUAGAAGUACAAGGGAUUUAAUGGAGACAAGUGAUGAGCAUACAGAUGGUUCCGAGGAAGAAAAUGAUUAUGAAGAGGAGGAUGGAAAUUUGGCUCAAGAUAUAGAUAUGGAUUAUGUCUCUAAUCAAGCAGGUGAUGGGAAUGACGAUGAAGGCACGGAUUCUGCAGGCUCUGGAGAUUAUAGUGAUUGAAUUCACAAAAAUUUGGACAACAAAAAGAAGGGUGAAACAGUCUAAUCCUUUACUUCCUGUCCUCCUCUUACAUGAGCUUGAGAGUGCUAUAGAUAGAAGGGCUUAUCAUUGGCUCCGGUCCAAUUCGAAACAAGCAUCGAUUGCAGCUGGAGCAGGAUUGAACAGAGCUGUUAUAUUCUUUUGUAGUUCUUUUGGUAUUCUUUUGAGAUGCAACUUCACUAGUUGCUGAUCGUGUAUAAUAAUUAUAGAGCAAUAGAUCUGAGGAAAAAAUAAAUAAAGGUUUUGCUUCUUGGCUUUCCGGUUAAUUGAGAGAAGGGAGGGGGGAGAUAUUUGACGAGCAUAAAUUGGGUAUGCAGUAUCUUGUUUAACACUAUUUGUCAGCCCGAUACAGAAUUAUCAUGAAAUGGGG
Messenger RNA from Ilex paraguariensis (yerba mate), 5927 nucleotides. The record is from the annotation of a GenBank genome assembly. NCBI's taxonomy places the organism in Eukaryota, Viridiplantae, Streptophyta, Magnoliopsida, Aquifoliales, Aquifoliaceae.